Molecule: messenger RNA, 1548 nt
Organism: Drosophila mojavensis
Lineage: Eukaryota; Metazoa; Arthropoda; Insecta; Diptera; Drosophilidae
Exons: 4
Coding region: 344-1393 (349 amino acids)
Source: RefSeq, a predicted model, not a curated record
AUCUAUUUUUGUAAACGAAAUCUAUUUCUUCCCUGGACAUUGAAAAUUUAAAUGCAGUGUAUAAUGAAAUUGCAUUACAUGUAUGUGCAUAAAGUAUAUUCAUAUGUGUAUUUUUGGCUUUUAGGUCAUCUGAGAUAAUAAUACGAACAGUGCACUUUAAGUUGGCAUAGAUAGUCGUGCUAGCCUGCAGUAUAAUGAAAACUACUAAUACUAUCCGCAUACUUUGAAAGCUGAUUCCAUGGCAACGGGAAAUUUGUUUUUCAUCGAUAUUGUUGGCGAUAAGGUCAGCACCUAAUUUAUUUGGGGUUGUAAAAGGCUUUGCAAUAAAUAAAAAGUCUGCACUAUGAGAAACUUACAAAUACAAGCGCAAACUAGCAUCAACAACAGUGCAACAUCGUCCGAAAAUAGUGAGACUCAAAGUGUAGAGGACCAUCAAUCGGUUUUGCCACCAAUCAAUCGAAGUGCUGCUCUAAUCAGAGCGAAAACUAGCUGGAAACGAAUGAAAGAUCUUGCCUCAGAGAAAGAAAAAGAAAAUGAAGCCAAGCGACCUCCAUGGCGUGCCGUUAGCGUAUCAACUCUUCCCAAACCGGAUAAGAAUGCAUUGCUUCGUGCUAAAUUACUCGAUGCGUCCAGGCGUUUAAGGGCCGGCAAAUCAAAUGUGUCUGUUCAAACCGAUUUCAUUCCCGUCAAGUUGAUGAAGGAAGCCACAACAAGUGCGCAAGAUGAUUUAAUCUUACUGAGAGACAUUGGUAUAUUAACGGAUGGCCAAUAUUCGAUUAAAAAGGAUGGGUUUCAGCAAUAUGUACUAACAUAUUCUGUGUCCCAGAUGACCGACUGCAUUGAGAAAGCAAAUGUCUCAACACAAACGCUUUUGCCAAAAGCAUUCCAGAGAAGCGUCAGUAAUCCGUGUCUAUUAGAAUUUAAGAACCAUGACAAGGAUGACAGUAAUGAAUCUCAUCGUAAACAACCGCAUCAAAUUAACCAUAUGCUGCGCGACUCUACCUUAGCCUCGUGGCACUUUGAUGACGACGCUCUUGAAAUGGAUGUCACGCAGCAUUUUAUUCCAUAUACUAUUGAGCCUCUUAAGCCAUGGCGAAGUUUCGUACCAAUUCCAUUUUAUUUAAGAGGCCACAGCAUGGUCGGCAGGCAGAAGGUCGACUGGUAUUUUCUGCUUCAGUCCAUUGAUGAUCUCAUUCGAGAAUCAAAUAAUUUACUGGACGGGCUGCAAAAAGUAAUACAAAAUAAUAUAAAUAUUCAGCAUCAGCGGAUGCAUAAAACUUUGGAUGAGAUAAGAAAGUUUCAUCCAAGUGAAUUCCAAUUCCCUUCUGAUUAUUGGUUGCCCAUAAUUGAGAAACAAGAAGUGCAGCUACAAUUACUUCUCAACUCAAAAUAAAGCAACAAUGUAUACUUACAUAAAAGGAGAAUUAGUCUCUCUGAGUAAACAAAUUAGAAACAGUACACUGAAAUACAGUCUCUUGGAAAGCCAGCUACAAUUAGAAUUAGUUACUUUGUUUAUUUACUAUUUCUAUAGAUUCGCUAAAUGUAAAA